AUGCAAUCUAUUAGAGACCUCAAACACAACUUCAGUAUCCCACCUCCAUCCACAAUGGCUGGAGCGACAGACUCCUCUCACCAAGGGAACAUCAGGAUAACGCUGGAGGACCCUGAGCUAUGGAAAUCCUUCCAUGAGAUUGGUACUGAGAUGAUCAUAACUAAGCCUGGCAGGAGAAUGUUUCCACAUUGUAAGAUCAACAUUUCUGGACUUGUGCCCUAUGCGAAGUACAUCCUCCUGGUGGACAUUGUACCUGAAGAUGGUUUCAGAUACAAGUGGAAUAAGGAUAAGUGGGAGGUGGCGGGUAAAGCUGAGCCUCAGCCACCCUACAGGACCUACAUGCACCCAGAUUCACCAGCACCAGGGAGCCACUGGAUGAAGCAGUCGGUCUCAUUUCUCAAGCUCAAACUAACCAACAAUGCCCUCGACCAACAUGGACAUAUCAUCCUGCAUUCCAUGCAUCGCUACCAUCCCCGCUUCCACAUCGUACAGGCUGAUGAUCUCUACAGUGUCCGCUGGAGUGUGUUCCCGACUUUCACAUUUCCCGAGACCUCCUUCACGGCUGUCACGGCAUACCAGAACACCAAGAUUACCAAGCUGAAAAUCGACAACAAUCCUUUUGCCAAGGGAUUCAGAGAUGAGGGCAUGAAUUCAAAAAGACGUGCAAACAGAGGUCCUGCAGAUACCGAGCGGCUGGCCAAAAGAUUGAACUCGAUGGUUAGGGGUUCGGAUCAAGAUAGCCCAUCAGAUUUGCGUCGCUCUUCAUAUGAGGGACUGGCGGAAUCACAGGCUGGAUGCAAGGAGGGAGUUAAAGAUGAGCCGAAUUCUCCCUGGGGAGGAUCAUCUGAUAGGGAAAACAACCAGACUUUGGAAAGGGACUCCCCUCUGGGUUCCAAUGCUCGAGACAUGUACAGCUCUGAACAGCUUGUGCCAGGACCUGGAACAUACCAACCUUACAGGUUUCCUGAUUACAACAAAUCCCCUUCAUCAAGCUCUAGCAUGAGCAGCACUGCUGGACGCUCCAGCUUCGAAUCUCGAGUGCCCGACAUAGCCACCGUGUCUGAGCAGGACAGCAAAACUACCGAUCUGGUCGUCCCACAGUGUCCUCCCCCUGCCACAGCUGGUGUGCAGGACUACGCUGGGGUGCUGAACGUUGCAGUUGCACAAACUAAGCCAGGCAUGCUUGGGCAUCACGCACUCUAUGCACCCUACAGCGCUGAUCAGCCCCUGAGCCAGUGGAGCGGAACAAGCUCGGCCCAGUACCCAUCCCACCCGCACCAUCAUCACCACUUAGCAGCGGACUACGGGACCCAAGCUGUCCAUCAUGGCUACCACCACGCCAACAUGGCCGACUGGAGCCAGUACCCGCUCUUCUCGUACUCCUGCUGGUGA
Molecule: messenger RNA, 1392 nt
Organism: Clarias gariepinus (North African catfish)
Lineage: Eukaryota; Metazoa; Chordata; Actinopteri; Siluriformes; Clariidae
Gene: tbx16
Product: T-box transcription factor 16
Exons: 9
Coding region: 1-1392 (463 amino acids)
Biological process (GO): heart morphogenesis; cell fate specification; pattern specification process
Cellular component (GO): nucleus
Molecular function (GO): RNA polymerase II cis-regulatory region sequence-specific DNA binding; DNA-binding transcription factor activity, RNA polymerase II-specific
Source: RefSeq, a predicted model, not a curated record